GUUGUCUCUACAUGUGUCGUGACCUUUGCGACAGUUAACCUUUUUCAGUAUUGAAUCUACCAUGGAUUUGCGCAGGCUGCCGUCUUAAUGCUAAAGGGUUUAUUCAUUUCUUUGCACUCAUAUGGGGACGACGCGAAAUCAUAUAUAACUCCCCCGAUCUUCUUCUUCACACGAUGACCACGGAUCUUUGCCCUCUCUCACCACAACCUCGCUGAACCACCAUGGCUCCCCGGUAUGGGAAUCAACCAUAUCACAUCCAACAGAAUCAUCUCCAGUCGCACCAGCAUGGCGCGCUCCCUCCUCCGACCCAUCUUGGUACACCCUCAUUUGGCGCAGCCGGAUCGUCCAGUGCAAGCCCGUUCGCUCUAGCUGGCAACCUCAACAAUGGCUUCGAUCGCAACAUGCUGGACGGAGGGCUAUUGCCUAGCCAGAUGGCACAAAUGGGUUUCCCCAGAGGAGGACCAGUCCAAGGGCACCAAAACUACGAUGGUCUAGGUGCACCUUUGGAGAACAAGGACGAUGCUCGAAUUCGCAAUGUCUGGAAACACAACUUGAAGGAAGAGAUGGCUACGCUCCGACAACUUGUCGACUCGUAUCCAUAUAUUGCAAUGGACACUGAAUUCCCCGGCAUCGUUGCGAGACCUAUCGGCCAGUUCACUACCAAAGCAGAUUACCAUUAUCAAACGCUUCGCUGCAACGUGGAUUUGUUGAAGAUGAUACAACUCGGAAUCACACUAUUCAAGCCGGAUGGCAGUAUUCCACCCCCCGAUGCGGUCGCACCAAGCAAAUCACAAUUUCACUCGAACACUCUCCCUACACCUUGCACCUGGCAGUUCAACUUCAGAUUUUCGUUGGAAACAGACAUGUAUGCUAGAGAAUCGACACAGAUGCUCACAAAAGCUGGGAUCGAUUUUGACAAACAUGCCAAGCACGGCAUAGAACCAGAAGAUUUUGGAUCCCUUCUGAUCAGCUCUGGCAUGGUCCUGGAUCCUGACGUUCACUGGAUCUCCUUCCACUCUGGCUACGACUUUGGUUACCUCAUGAAAUUGAUGAUCUGCAAACCACUUCCCGAAGAUGAAGCCCAGUUCCACAAAUACCUCGAGAAGUUCUUCCCGUCGCUUUUCGACAUCAAAUUCAUGCUCAAGCAUGCGGGUGUUAGAGGACAAGUCAACAGCGGUCAAGCGCUGACGCAAGAGGCCGCCAUGAUGGUGCAACGAAUCAUGACCAAAUCUGGACUACAGGACAUUGCCGAAGAACUCGCAGUGGCGCGGAUCGGCCAGGCACACCAGGCUGGGUCAGACUCCUUGCUUACUGGGCAGGUGUACUUCAAGAUGAAGGAGAAGAUCUUCAACGGGGUCAUCGAAGAAGACAAAUACCGGCUCCAAGUUUGGGGCUUGAAUGCACAAAUGCCCACCGGCGGUGUCAGCGCUCCCAACAUGAAUGGCGCCACCUUCUACAACCACAACGGAACACCGUCGACUCCCCAGACCGGCAACAUCGGCAUGGCAGGCUCUUCGCACACACCGGUGCCUCACGGCGGCAUGAUGGGAAGCAUCACACCCGGGGGCUUCGGAAAUUUCUCAUACUCAAAGACGAUAAGUUAGGAUCCUUUCACGGGCGAUGAGCAGGAAAUGGAUCCGGCUCCGCAUUAUCGAGUUGCGGAGUUGGCGCGUGUGGUAGACUGGAAGGCGCUUCAGAAGGAAAUAGUGGGCAAAAAGCAGGUACCUCCCCCAAAGGGCCGGAAUUAGCGUUUCAUGCGUCUUGGUCGUGGUCGUGGUUAUCGGCGUGGAACUUGGCCGGGUAUUUGCCGUGGGACUCGGGCUGUCAAUGGACACUCGGUCUCUGUAAAUCGUGGUCGUCGUGACCUGGAUACUUCUUCUUUUUGAUCGAACGGUCAUCAUCAGCAAAACGUUUCCUCAAAUGACAGCGUUGCCGCAAAAAAAAAGAAGACUUGUGUCAAUGACUUCCCAUGAAAUGGCAGACCGGAGGGGGCCAACAUGCGGCAUCUGUGUAUAUGAAUAGUUUGAGUGUUUUUAAGUUUUGAUUUACAGCGUUGUGUGUUUUCUAAUUUUCAAAUUGUAACAAUUGAAGACAGAACCGUUCACUCUCGA
Molecule: messenger RNA, 2111 nt
Organism: Exophiala oligosperma
Lineage: Eukaryota; Fungi; Ascomycota; Eurotiomycetes; Chaetothyriales; Herpotrichiellaceae
Exons: 2
Coding region: 222-1604 (460 amino acids)
Cellular component (GO): CCR4-NOT core complex; P-body; CCR4-NOT complex
Molecular function (GO): nucleic acid binding; poly(A)-specific ribonuclease activity
Source: RefSeq, a predicted model, not a curated record